Prorocentrum cordatum is the source of this 2171-nucleotide messenger RNA. The record is from the annotation of a GenBank genome assembly. Lineage: Eukaryota; Dinophyceae; Prorocentrales; Prorocentraceae.
CAAGUCGCCGUUCUGCCACGCUUGCUGGCGCCCACCUCUUUUUCCUCCUCCUCCUCCUCCGCUUCCUUCCGUAGCCAUUUUGGUUCAAGGAACUUUGGCUCAAGCUCCCUCAGGCCAUCCUUCUUCAAGAGCCCGCGCACGCGCGUCCCCUAACUGCUCGCGUGGGAUACCCACAUACACGCGCUUCGAUUCACGAUGGAGGACAUGCCAUUGCCCAAAGCGCCGAUGGAGGACGCGCCGACGUCGCCGUCGGAGCUGAACCUCCCGUUUGUCAACAUCCCGAAGAUCCAGGGGUCGUUGCCACCGCCGAUGCCCGACGGCCCAUCCAUCAUGACCGAUUUCGAGAUCCCAUCGGAGGGGACCGCUUCCAAGGUGCCUGCGGUCGACGUUUGUGCGGCCUGGGCGGGGAAGGAGAAGCACGCGGUCAACGACGCUGAGGUGAAGGAGGAGUGCCUGUCCGACACGAAGAAGGAGUGGGCACUGGGCGACGCCAGCACAGCGCAGGACGAGGCGAAUUGUGACGUGAGCAAGGCUGGCUCGACGCCAGAAUAUACGAGUUCAACAUAUGACGUCGAGAAUCCGCAUGCGGCCAGGGAGCAGGAGGAAGUUGCACUGCGCGACGCCAGCAAGCAGAGCGAUCAUGCGGGUGAUGCCAGCAAGGCCAGCUCGAAAGAGUAUCGUAUAAGCCGCAAGCCGUGGCGCUUGAUCUCAAACCGACGCAGGACAACGAAAAAGUGGCACCACGGGAAGACGUCGCUGCACAAGGCUGCCUGGUAUGCUGAGUGCAUCACUUGCGGUUUGUUCUCCGUCGCAUGUCUUGUUAUGCUCUGCCUGUGGGCACGUCACGUGAACGAGGAAUCGUUUGUGAACACCUUCUUUGUGACCGCGAUAGCGGCAAUGACAUACUUCGCGAAGUCGUGCCACAUGGGGGACAUGGUCAUAAAGGGAGAUUUGGUGCCCAUCGCUCGCUACGUUGACUGGAUCACCACAACUCCUCUGAUGUUGUAUGAGCUCUGCCACAUAGCGCACGCUACCACACCCAUGAUAAUCAUGGUCAUCAUGAGCGACUUACUGAUGCUCGCCACGGGCAUCAUCGCGGCGUUGAUGCCGUGGAAGCCGUACAAGCACCUCAAACAUGUUUGGUUUGGGUUUUCAUGUUUUUUCUAUAUCAUGCUGUUGGUGUCGCUUCAAGUUGACGUGGGGUACAAAGCAAGCAAGCAGAUCGAGGUGGCCGCCAACCUCUUCAAGCAGCUCGAGAUGCUCACUAUCGUGGUUUGGUCGUUCUAUCCGAUCAUUGUGGGCAUUGGGCGUGCGCACCUGGGCCUCAUCACGAAGCCCACCGAGGACAUCUGCCUGUGCAUCCUGGACGUAGUAGCAAAGAUCGGGAUGGAGGGGAUCAUUGUAGGUUCCUGCUUCAACGGCUGCGUCGAGGCAGGGGCGCAUUGAGCGCGCUGUAGGAUCUCUCCGCCGCUUGUCCAGGCUCAUCCAGCGGACCAGCUGUGAGCCUCUGGCCGUUAUAUCUUUUGGCCGAAGUUGUGCCGUGGGCUUUCCCUGGCGGCGCAUCGCGAUCUCGCUCCUUCCCUCCUCUGCGGUGACCAGGGGAGAGGGGCUGGCCCCGGUGGAGCCCCGUUCGCCCCUCCUCCUCCGCCCUGGUGAGCCGUUGCAUCGCGGUCCCCCCCGUCCCGUCAUUUGUGGAGCCGACGCCCUGGCACGUGGACGGGGCACUCCGUCUCUCUUCGGCCUCUGCGCGCUCCAAGAUUUUUCCGACGCGAAGUGCGCGUCUGGAAGCCGCCCCUCACGCAGUGGAAAGGCUGCCAGCGCUCAGCUGUGCAGCCGCACGCUCGUGCGGCAGGGAGUGAGUAAUUCUUAUGUCGCAGUCUAUCGCGCGUUUGUACCACAGCGAAAUAUAUCGCUGCUUCUGGUUUUGAGAGCGUCACUGGUUGGUCCACAACGGCUGGGGUAGGUAAUUCUUCUGUCGCAGUCUCUCUUCGCAGCAAGGUUGCUGCUUUCGGUUUUGAGCGCCUCACUGGUUGGCUGGUCUAGCUCCCCAGGGUGCCGGCGGGGGGGGGGUCGCUUGUGGCAUCCGCGGGGAAGCGACCCGUGUGCGAACCAGUGGGGCCGUCUCACGUUUUUUUUUAGUCGGCAGGAAUGUAAGAGAACGCCAAGGGCCA